ACCCGCAGACGCGAGAGAAAGAAAAUGGAGAGGUUUUUUGGCAGCGCUUACCGAGGAGACCCAGGGGUUCCACAUACCGAUCCAGAACGAUUCCUGAAUAUAUGGAUCGGAUCGGCUGCUUUCUCUGCUCUCACCUUUUUCGAUCCCUACAUGUGGCAGCUCUCCAAUCAGCAAAACUGGCAUGAUAAGGCAAUGUUGUUUGAGCAGCACCACUGGAAGAAAGCACUGGAGAAAAGAGAGCCCUAUAAGUUCAAGUGGAACCAAUACAUGGACAAGGACCUGCGCGAAUCUUACUAUUUCAAUUGGCCCGUCUACUUUCCAUAGAUAUUCUCAUCUCACAUGUCUUGUUUCUUUGUUAUGUUGUUAUAGAUUGUUAAUGGACAUACUCUUCAUCGCAUGGAUAGAUCCUAUGGUUUUUUUCUUUUCUUGUCAUUAGGUUCUCAUAACAAUGAGUCUACUGUUUCCUCAAAAGUGGUGUAUAUUCUUGCAUGGAUGGUUAA
Telopea speciosissima is the source of this 500-nucleotide messenger RNA. RefSeq lists its product as uncharacterized. Lineage: Eukaryota; Viridiplantae; Streptophyta; Magnoliopsida; Proteales; Proteaceae. Bases 25 to 324 code for a protein of 99 amino acids. The transcript has 3 exons. The record is from RefSeq and is a predicted model, not a curated record.